CACUGUUUUGUUAGGUUGAUAGGCAUGACGGGCCCGAAGAUCGCCAGCUGAUGUUUCGUCUCCUGUGUAUUUGUUCUGUUGGAGAAGGCCGCUAAGCCGUUUUUACGACGUUUGCGUUGUCCAUUGUGCUCGAGAAGUGUUACCUCGUAAAGCUUGACCAGUUUGUGAAGUGAAAACAACUACGAUUCACGAAAAUGGCACACCUUACAUUCCAACAAGAGUACAUGCAAAUGCCACCUGUGACUCGGGCAUAUACUACAGCUUGUGUUCUUACAACCAUUCUCGUGCAAUUAGAUCUUGUGUCUCCAUUCCAGCUGUAUUUCAACCCAACCUUGAUAUUCAAACAUUAUCAGCUAUGGAGACUAGUUACCACAUUCCUCUUCUUUGGGACAAUAGGUUUUAAUUUUCUGUUCAACAUGCUCUUCACUUAUCGCUAUUGCCGUAUGUUGGAAGAGGGAUCGUUUAGAGGCCGCACUGCUGAUUUUGUGCUGAUGAUGGUUUUUGGUGGAACAUGUAUGUUAGGCUGUGCACUGUUUUGUUCCCUUUUGUUUCUUGGGCAAGCCUUCACCAUUAUGUUAGUUUACGUGUGGGCAAGACGAAAUCCAUUUGUCAGGAUGAAUUUCUUUGGCUUACUGAAUUUCCAGGCACCAUAUCUUCCAUGGGUAUUACUAGGCUUCAGUGUUUUGUUGGGAAACUCCAUACUUGUUGAUCUUGUUGGAAUACUAGUUGGCCACAUUUACUAUUUCUUGGAAGAUGUUUUCCCAGCUAGAUCAGGCGGCAUCAGGUUAUUGAAGACUCCUCGUUUCUUGGUUCAGAUUUUUGAACCUCAAACAGGAGAGCAAGUGUACAAUAUUCCACCCGAGCAACGUCCAGGAGGUUUCCCUUGGGGUGAGCAGCCAGCUCAACCACAGGAGCAGCAGGGCCAACAAGAACAGCCACAACAAUGAAAGGAGCAAGAUAUCAAGAACUGUCGUCUUUUCAUGUGUGUACAGUAAAUAUUUUUUUUUUCUUUUUCGCCAUUUGCGUGGAAGCUUCUAAGAAGUUUACACAGUUACCCAAGUGUUUGAUCAGGCUGUUCAUAUGCUCUUGAGUCAGACAGAUCCUAGAGUGAGUUGGUGGUAAGAGUACAUGUAAGGAUUAGGAGCUUAUUUUCUUUGGUUGUUUUUGAGAAGAAAUACAAAUAUUUUUGCUAAGCUUUAGUGUUACAAUAUUGUCUUAGCAAGUUGGUGGAGUAUCCUUAAUAUUUUUCAAGAGAAUGUUUGCAAGUCUUUUUCAUGGCAAGAAAUGUAGCUGAUAGUGUGUGUGUCAUUGCAGGCAAGUUAUUUUUAUGUUGCUGUGUGGAUAACAAUUGACGCCUUUAGAAAUCUACAGUCCAGUGUAAUGUUAUAUGGUAAAACUUGAAUUUAACCUUAUUCACAAAUGAAUAGUGUCAUCUUACAAUUUACAAAAUGUGGGAUUUUGUAUUGCGGCUUGUUUCAGUAAAAAGAACCUAGAAUCUUGUAGGUAUAUGUGCCAGUGUAAAUCAUGGAACUCCAGGAGUAUGGAAUGCUACAUAUUCCCCAGCAGACUACGGCUACAGUUAAGGAGCAAUAAUUGAUGUUUCUGGUAGAUUGUACUUAUAUAUAAGGAGAUUCAUGGAAGGAGGUUACUGGAUUGUGUCUUAUGGAUGUUGAAGAAGGGAUUAUUUUUUAUUUUUUUUAUUUUUUAUACUGCACAUUUUUCUUAUAUAGGAAUUGAUUUUCACAUUGCUUAGGAUCACUAUGAUUUUUUUAUAGACUUUCUUAAUUGUAGGAACCAUGUUAAAAAAGCUUACUGUGGAAGUAGCUUGGUUUUACAUAAGUUUUUAUUGAUUCCUCUUGGUGGCUUAACAGCUUUUGCUUUGUAAGAUAAAUUACCAUACUUUAGAGAAAUGGAAAGAGUUUUCAUGCCCCUUGUUUUUCAUAUCUAUAGUUACUCAUUUGUAUACUUAGCAUUUUUCAACUAUAUUUUUGGAAAUUCUUUUGCUGAUGUAUUAACAGAAGGAUUUUGAUAAAAGCCUCCCUCCCAUCAACUAGUGUCUAAGGAUAAGGGCAUUUCAUGCCAGGAGCAAUAUUUGCUUUUACUCUUGAAAUUUGUAUGACAGUUACCAAGGUAUAUAACGCCUAAAGAGUAGACAUUUCUGUUAGAGAAUACGUUGCUUAGUUUUCUCACUUCUCUGUACAUAAUGACACACUUUUCUUUUAGUUUGGCCACAGUGUGAUAUUGCAUCUUGGGGUUGUGUCUGAGGAUUUUAGUGUGGAUGAUGAUGUACUUAAUUAUUAAUCACUGAAAACUUUUCAACAACUUUAGCUACAGUUAAAAUGCUAGCAUAUUUUGGCAUAGGAAAAUGAUAUUAGGUAGAUGGUUCCAGAAAACAGGUGGACAAAUCUGAAAGGGAUUUUGGGGGGAAACUAUUGAACAGUCUUGCUUUCAUUGUUAGUGUCCUUUUCAUAAAACAAAGGUUUAAAGGAAUUAGCUGCAACUUUUUCCUUGGUUAAAUUUUGGGAACUUCAGGAUGAUUUCUUUGUUUUGCAUUACUACCUGUGGGUGGUAUUGUUCAUCUUAAUGCAGCAUUAUGUAAAACUUUAGGGAGGGGUUGGGAAACUUAUUCGACAUAAGACCAGAAGGAAUUUUCUUGCAAGAAAUAAUAUCAAGGAUUGAUUAUAGGUGAAAAGAUCCAUUAGUAUUGUCCUUGUCACAUUGUGUUGUAAAGAAAGGUAGCAAAAUGUGGUGGUUAUCAACAUAAAGACAGCAGUAGGCCAGAUUUUGAAAGGAGGGUUGUAGGGAUAAGGCUGAUGGAGAGCUGAGUCAAAAUUUCAGGGCCUAAUUCCAAAAGAUAUUAACAGAUAAAGUGAAUAUUAUUUCAGGUCUUAACCGAGGUUGUUCUUAUCAUGUGGUCUCAGACUAAGACUGGGUAGUAUAUCAAAUCAGUGUAGCAAUGACCAAAAUAGCACUUCUUUCUAACAAUAUAUCCAACAAGGCUCUUUGUGGCCAAUAUAAAGUUUAAAUUUCUCAGAAGACAAGCAUGAUAAUGAAAUUGCUAAUUAUUUAGUCGUGCUUUAAAUCUUUGAAUUUUUUUGCCAUCAGUGACAAGCUUCAAAGCAGGUUGUCCUUGUUUACAGUUUUUCAUUCAGUAGUAAAGCUGAAAAAUAGUUAAGAGUGCAAAGAAAAGAGAACAUAUUGACAAAAAACCUAGAAGAUGUGGAGGAUUGAAUUAUCGGUCAUAGAAUGAUUAGAGUAGGAGUCAUAGAAAGUAGAAUGUUGCAAGAUGUAAACUGGUUUGGAAGGUGUAACUGUCCUUGGUAAGUUGUGCAAAUUCCUCUGUAAGGAAUAGACUGCAGUCUGUGUAUAAAUGAUAAACAAAGGUAUGUAGUCAUCGCCAGAAUAAUUAAGUAUAAGAAACUGUACCGUACAUGCAACUUCGUCUGUAUUUUUUAUAUUUACAGUAAAAAAAAAAUAAGCGGAGGUUUAUAUUUGGGUAGGUCAGGCUAUUCUCAUCUUUAGUAUUGGUUUUUUCCCAGAUCAGUAACAUUCAUUUUACUGAACACUAUAGUUUUCAGACAGUUGUUCAGUGUCACUUAUUAUGUAGAUUGACUUUACCUUGUUGAGUAAUAUGCAGUUGAUAUGAUAAUGAAUCCAUGUGUGUUUCAUUCAUCUAGUUUAACGUCAGAUAGUUAGCUGCAGUUUGUCAUCUUUUUGAGAUAUUGUCUAUAUAAACUAGUACUACUUUGAUACAGCAUAGUGUAUGCAUUUAACCCUAAAAUAGUCUUGUUCAUAUAGCAGUGCUUGGAUGAGCUCUUAAUGAUAUUAGUGAAAUGUCUUUUAAUAAUCCUCUCAAUUAGAGGCAUUUAUGCUCAGAGCCCCAUGGUAGUAUAUAUGAGGAUGUAACUAAAUUUGCUCUGGCCACCUGUAGCCUAGUCUUGCUGUACAAUUACUGCAUAGGCAUGUUUCUUUGAUCACAUAUGUAAUGAAAUUUGAUUAGCAAUGAAUGUCUUGGUAAACCAUUUUUGAUGAAGUGUAUACCUUUUCGUAAAUAUGCAAGAAAAAUAGGGUGAUUAUUUAGGAAUUUUCUUAAAAAUGUCAGGUCUGUUUUACAGAUGUUCAUUGCAAAUAGUUACAUAAAUUUUAGUUUUCUUGACGAGAUGAGUUACAUAUGAGUUACACAUGUAAAUGUAAACUCCAAUUAAAUCAUUAUUGGGGAGGUUGAGUGAUUGUACUUGAUAUGUUUUGUAUAAACUGUUUUGGGGAAAAAAAAUUAUGAAAAAUAAUGAUUUAUCAGAUUUACUCAGUCUUUCUGAAAAUUAGUGAGACUAGAGUGUAAUGUAUAAUUAUCAUUAAAAGGCAAAUUUAUUAUUAAAAGGCAAAUUUGGAUAUUUCUGUACAUUUAUGGUGCAGUGCUCAUAGAGUGUAUAAUUAGGAUAAAAAUGCCAACCAUUGUACAUAACCAUUUUUUCAAGAUUAGUACUGAAGAGGUGAUUACUACAUGGAAAAUUUCAUACAUUACUGUCUGCAUUGGAGCCUUUUCCUUUGAUCUUUGGAGGACCACUUCUUUUUUUGUGUGCAAAGAUAGUUCUUGCUUUUUAAAAACCCAAAAUUCUUACCCAGAUGACUUGCAGACAAACAGGAGAACUUCAUAACCAGGCAAUUAAUUAGUUAUGCUUACUGGUAAAUAAAAAUGAAAUAUUGCUUGACCUUUCAUCUUAUAUUGUAGUACAAUACGUCAUCCUGAAUUUCAUGGCAUUUAGACCUUCUAAUAGGGUCGUAGAGUUCUUGUAAUUUCGUAUAAUGUAGACUCCUCGUAUGUCCUCAGGUGUUUACUUACAUGGCAGUUGCUUGUUAGGGGAAUCUAGUGUGCCUAGAUCUAUUGAAUCCAGGUUCAUUCUCAAUUUGGCCAAGGCAUAAGAUUAAUUUCUUAUGGGUUAUUCUGGGGAGGGUAUGGUUUGGACUCCACGUUAAAAGUAGGCCUUGUAGCAAAUCCAAUGUCCCAACCAGCAUUUAAGGACAUAGUGCUAUAUAUAACACUGGUUUGGCGGUCAUCAUCCAUGUCAAUUAUUAUUAGUGUUAGUUUAAACCAUCAUUGUUAGUUCAGCUAAACUAUCAACAUAGCUAAUGUUAUAAUUUAAUAACUUGUGUAUAUGUUCAUUAAAUACGAAAACCCAGGUAUUACUUUGGAUUCUGGGCUAAAGGAAAACAAACUUGGUAGGAAAAAUGUUUAAUAUUAGUGUUAGAAUGUGGGUUUGCGUUGUUGUUUGUGGACAUUCAUUAAUAAACAGAACUGGACAAUACAGUGCACUGGUAGAUCAGGACCUCUGAAACCAAAGCCAGAGGAGAUUCUCAAAAAUAAGCAUAGAUUAUGAGUAGUUGGUAUAACGUAGAGGAGUCUUUUUCAGUACAACUUUUGAAAUAUUUUGGAUACAAAUGAGAUUUGUUCAUCUUAGUUUUGCCCUAGUUUUGCCCUAAUAUUUUGACAACUAGUUUUCCAGUAGUUAGGAGACCCAAGGCUCACAAAAUCUGGUUUACCCUUACCAUGUUCUUCCAGAAAUGUGUUCUAUUUUACAGAAAAGCAAGGGGUAGUAUGUAUGAGGUGUAGCUGCAGAUAAUUUUUAUGAUAAACACUGUUGUAACUCAGAAUCAGAAAGUGUUGGUCAUGUUCUCAUCAAUCAAAGAUCGUCAAUGAAGUUGAUUCUCGUGCUAUCCAUAUAAUUUUUACAUGGCUUAUGGUAUUACUAAUAUUGUUCUUGUACCUGUUUAUGCUUGUACACAUUAAACAGCAUUGAUGAAUAUUGUUUUAUCAUAGGUAUAUGAUUUUGUUUUUACUUUCAUUUAUAUGUACUCAUUGGAACUGAGUAACAGGCUUACAUGGAAUUUUCUGUAUUACAUUGAGAGAUAUUUCUAUUUGAUUUUAGUUUUUAUGAAAACUAUUAUACCUAGUUCUGUCUGUCUUUGACACCCCACUACCUUUGGUGGCUAUAAUGAAGGUCAGUCUCCUUUCACUUACCAUUUUCCAGGAAUUAAACUUCUUCCCUUCCAAUUUCAGUUAAAGAAAUUCUCUCUCUGGAUCUUCAACAUUUUCAGUCUGUCCAGUUGAAAGGUUUCAUAAAACUAUACUAGUUUAUUAGUUAAAAUUUAAUUAAUCUUGUUCCUAUAUAAAACUAACUCAUCAUUCCAGCCACAUGAGAGCUGAGAUUUUUGUUUCAGUGGUCUGGUUAGAUUAUUUUUUAUAACUUUCUUUUCUCUUAGUAUCAGCCUCUUUCAUGUGAGACCAUCUUUGAUAACAUUUCACAAAAAUAUCUCUUGUCUGUUUUGUUGUUGUGACUUAAUUUGUUUAAUAGUGUGUUUUGUAGUUUGUUGUAUUCAACUCUUGCUUUGUACUCUCAUCAUAUACAUCAUUGGAAAGAAUAUUGUUGACACACUGAAGAACUAUUAUAUAUUUACUUGAAAUGUCCAUCUGAACAAGUAAUGUGUAUAGGGCCAGUCAGUACAGUAUACUGAAUGCCAGUUUGCAGGAACUGCGUUAGCUAUUGACAGAUUGAAGGGUUAUCAGAAGAUUGUAUGGUAUUACUGGUCAAUCGGCAACUGUGUAUAGCAUUGCUAUUUCAAAUUCCAAAUCUUCAGGAUGUAAAAUCAAGCUGUAAUUCAUAAAUUAGAUGCCAAGGUUUUUCUAAACGGUUAAUUCAGGUUAAAAUGUUGACUCAUUGUAAUAUAUCUACUAUUUCUGAGUAGCAUACCCUGCUCCUUAGGCACUGGGUGUAAUCAGUAGAAAGUAAGCAAUAAAAGUUAAGCAGCCAGGUUACCAAAAUGGAAAGUUACCCAAAUAUAUAUGCAGUAUUUUCGUAGGCAUGUUGAUACAUUUUUUCUCACCCAGUUAUGUAUGUGUGUGAUACCGAGAGUAAUUUGUACCGAGGGCUUUUCUGAGCUACUUGGCUAAUUUGUUUGCCCACCAGGUUCCUUGGUUCUGUGUCUGCUCUGCUGUAUUACAAUCCAAAGAAUGGACGCUGACAGAGUAAUGGAAACCAUUACUUUGAUAACCAUUCUUCAAAGCCGUGGGACACCACAAUUUACAUAGCAUAGUUGUGAUUGACUAGUUUUGCUAGCUGACAGGCUUUAUACUAGUCUACUACUUCAGUUUUGAUUUUUCAUGAAAAAAAUAUAAAGUAUUUGCAUUGACAUGUCCUGUUGGUGUAUGUCUCUCCCCAGUUGGGACAUUUCUGUACAUACUUAGAAGUAACUUUAUACAUGCUAUUUUAUCCAUGAUUGUGUGAUACUCUCUACCAUUGUUUUUUUAUCAUUGCACCAGCAGCCUGGCUGUUCUUCCUCAUAUUUUUGUUAUACAAUCUGUAUCAUCGGUUAUAACAUCAAAAAGUGAAGUAUUUAGGUUGCUUUGCUCUUGUAAGAUUAGCUGGUUAUUGUUUCCAGGGUAUUCUAAUGGAUCUUUCAUUGGACAAAUACCAAACUGUCAAGGGCAUUAGGACAGUAUUAUUGUUGUAAUUCUGCUAUUAAUUUUUUUAAAGAUAUAUCUACAGAGUAUUUUUGUUUACUUCUAAUGUGCUUAUAUUUGUUUACAGUAUGCUUUUUUCACAGAAUUAACACAAUUUUUUUGUUGCAGAUAUGCUUAUUGAUAUGAAGCUAGCCAGUUGUGGCUCUGUUGUGAUUAGAAAUUUUUACUUAGAUGUAAACUUUAUGCAGAGUUGAAGAUUUGGAUAUUUUGUGAUUGUGAUUCAAAACUAUAUUUAUUUUCAAGCAAGUGAGGACUUCUCUUACUGUGCAAUGUACUUGAUUGUUAAAACUAGUGUUAAGGACUAAAUAGCUACUCUUUGUAUGAAAUUUCAGCCAUGAAUAUGUGUGUGAAAAAAUAAAUGAGCACAAUAUUUA
Molecule: messenger RNA, 7890 nt
Organism: Macrobrachium nipponense
Lineage: Eukaryota; Metazoa; Arthropoda; Malacostraca; Decapoda; Palaemonidae
Gene: Der-2
Product: derlin-2-like
Exons: 7
Coding region: 195-947 (250 amino acids)
Biological process (GO): endoplasmic reticulum unfolded protein response
Cellular component (GO): endoplasmic reticulum membrane; Hrd1p ubiquitin ligase ERAD-L complex
Molecular function (GO): misfolded protein binding; ubiquitin-specific protease binding
Source: RefSeq, a predicted model, not a curated record